This is a messenger RNA of Drosophila mauritiana, 1792 nucleotides long. RefSeq names its product pentatricopeptide repeat-containing protein At1g10270. The record is from RefSeq and is a predicted model, not a curated record. The transcript is spliced from 3 exons. The coding region runs from base 20 to 1699 and encodes 559 amino acids. NCBI's taxonomy places the organism in Eukaryota, Metazoa, Arthropoda, Insecta, Diptera, Drosophilidae.
AGAAACGAAUUGAACCGCCAUGAUGGAGGUUCCCUGCAAAAUUUUAGCAGUUUGUCUGCUGCUCGUCGGUGCUCAGGCGUUCGCGGCGGCCGAAGCAACCAGGAGCUCCAAGGAGCUUACCUGGCAGUCCCUGUUCUACGAUGCCGUGACUGGAAAGCUGCAGGAGCCGCUGGCCGAAGAGCUCAUCGAAUUUGAAGAGUGCACUGCCCUAUACACUGUGGACAACAUAGAGAUCCUGCUGAAGGCUGGCUACAAGAUUCGUCGCUGCGGCAAGGUGGAAUCUAAGGAUAUUGAGAGAUAUUUGGAGCGACAGGAUGCCGUCUACACGAAACGCACUUUCGAAAGGGAGUUGAUUACCUGCGCACUUCGCGAAUCGCACCAUGACAACCGGCAAUGCUACGUGGAUACCGUUCUGAAUCUCUUCAGCUCGGUGCGUCCUUACCGCUACGAUCGUCGCCGUUACAGUGCCUGCAUUUUCCGUGAAGUGGAAAAGGCAGUUAUCAAGCUAAAUGCAGCUUCAAUCGCUCUGGCAAAUUGCAUCGCCCAGAGUCAGCCACAACCACUACCGCCCCAGAACAGCACUUUGCCACCACCGCCUCAAAACUCCACUACUGAAGGUCCAUGGUGGGGAAACACUACUACUCAAGGUCCAUGGUGGGGUAACACUACCACUCAAGGUCCAUGGUGGGGAAACACUACCACUCAAGGUCCAUGGUGGGGAAACACUACGACUCAAGGUCCAUGGUGGGGUAACACUACCACUCAAGGUCCAUGGUGGGGAAACACUACCACUCAAGGUCCAUGGUGGGGAAACACUACGACUCAAGGUCCAUGGUGGGGAAACACAACUACUCAAGGUCCAUGGUGGGGAAACACUACGACUCAAGGUCCAUGGUGGGGAAACACCACUACUCAAGGUCCAUGGUGGGGAAACACCACUACUCAAGGUCCAUGGUGGGGAAACACAACUACUCAAGGUCCAUGGUGGGGAAACACUACGACUCAAGGUCCAUGGUGGGGAAACACAACUACUCAAGGUCCAUGGUGGGGAAACACCACUACUGAAGGUCCAUGGUGGGGAAACACUACGACUCAAGGUCCAUGGUGGGGAAACACAACUACUGAAGGUCCAUGGUGGGGAAACACUACUACUCAAGGUCCAUGGUGGGGAAACACUACUACUCAAGGCCCAUGGUGGGGAAACAAUUCAACGGAAGGUCCGUGGUGGGGAAACAAUUCAACGGAAGGUCCAUGGUGGGGAAAUAACUCUACUCAAGGUCCAUGGUGGGGAAACACCACUACUCAAGGUCCGUGGUGGGGAAACAAUUCUACGGAAGGUCCAUGGUGGGGCAAUAACUCUACUCAAGGUCCAUGGUGGGGAAACACCACUCAGGGUCCAUGGUGGGGAAAUAACUCAACCGAAGGUCCAUGGUGGGGACACAAUUCAACGGAAGGUCCAUGGUGGACAAACACCACUCAGACUCCUCCGAUCUGGAACAGCACCACUCUUGGCCCCAACUUCAACUCCACUGAAGGUCCGUGGAUCGGCAACUCAACCCAGGGACCCGUGAACACCACGACAACUCCUUGGUGGAACAACACCACCGCCAGUUGGAGCACUACAACCGUGGACGACAGAAGCACCACCGAGGGCAAUUGGUUCGAUCACCUGAUGAACGAGAUUGGAAACCUCUUCUAGACUUAAAAAGCCACGAAAAGCACUCCUCAACCGUUAGGGGAUAUGGUCAGUGGACUAAGCUUUAGGCCAGCAAAUAAAUAAACUUAUCAGCAU